Molecule: messenger RNA, 1870 nt
Organism: Prunus avium (sweet cherry)
Lineage: Eukaryota; Viridiplantae; Streptophyta; Magnoliopsida; Rosales; Rosaceae
Source: RefSeq, a predicted model, not a curated record
UUCCCUAUGGUUCUCAACCUUCACGAAAACAACGAAGCCCCGAAUUUUGCUCUCCCAUUUUUUUCGUGAACCUCAGGUUUUUUUUAGGUGUUUGUGCGGACUCUAGGUAUAAUUAGGGUUUCUUCAGCCUCUUCCUUCAGAUCUUCGUCUUGGUCCCAAGUUUUCGAAUCUGAAGGUCGUGGUAAUUGAUUUAGAGAUUUAAAAAGGGAUUCUCGAAGGAGAUUGUAGGUUCAAUUCAGAUACUUCAAAACAAUUUGAAAAAAACUGAAUGAGCUAAUGGAGUCGAAGGGUGGCAAAAAGAAGUCUAGCAGUAGUAAGUCAUUUUACGAAGCUCCCCUCGGUUACAGCAUUGAAGACGUCAGGCCUCACGGUGGAAUCAAGAAAUUCAGAUCAGCUGCUUACUCUAACUGCGUCCGCAAGCCAUCCUGAGUUCUGCUAAGUCUAGACAUAACCCCGUGCGAUCGUUAAUACUGCAAUUUUACUUUAGCUCUAGUCUGUUUCUCUUUCCUACUUCUCUCGUUCUCUCUCGCACUUGUUCCCUCGCUAGUUCUCCUUUUAUCUGCUGUUGCAACGUUAUUUCCUUCCUUAAUUCGAGAUGGCUGUACCGGUGUCUGCAAUUGGAUUUGAAGGCUAUGAAAAGAGGCUCGAGGUCUCAUUCUUCGAGCCUGGACUGUUUGCUGACCCUGCCGGCAUGGGUCUCCGUUCUCUGUCUAAAGAUCAAUUGGAUAAGAUUCUGAAACCAGCUGAGUGCACCAUUGUUUCCUCACUCUCUAAUGAUGAUCUGGACUCUUAUGUCCUUUCGGAAUCGAGCUUCUUUGUGUACCCAUACAAAGUGAUCAUCAAAACCUGUGGAACAACAAAAUUGCUUCGAUCAAUCCCUGCCAUCCUCAAGUUGGCUGAGACUCUCUCCUUGGCUGUAAAAUCAGUGAGGUACUCACGUGGGAGCUUUAUAUUUCCUGGUGCUCAGCCCUCUCCACAUCGUAGCUUUUCAGAGGAAGUAGCUGUCCUUGAUGGCCAUUUUGGCAAGCUUGGUUUGGCAAGCAGAGCAUAUGUUAUGGGUAGCUCUGACAAAACACAGAAAUGGCAUAUUUACUCUGCAUCGGCAGAGUUGGCAAGCUUACUUUGGGGCGCACGCCAAUCAGGACCCACAUACACAUUGGAGAUGUGCAUGACUGGUUUGGACAGGAAGAAGGCAUCUGUGUUUUACAAAUCAAACGCAAGUUCAGCUGCUGGUAUGACUGAAGAAUCUGGCAUUAGGAAGAUCCUCCCACAGUCCGAAAUAUGUGACUUUGAGUUUGAUCCUUGUGGUUACUCCAUGAAUUCGAUUGAAGAGAAUGCAAUUUCUACCAUCCAUGUGACACCAGAAGACGGUUUCAGCUACGCGAGCUUUGAAACAAUGGGAUACGACUUCAAAAAUGUGAACUUGACCCAGCUGAUUGACAGGGUUUUGGAUUGUUUCAAACCGGCUGAGUUCUCUGUAGCUUUGCAUACCACCAGUACCGCGGGAGAACAACUCAACGCUAAGUUCCCCCUGGACGACUUGAGGGGAUACUGUUGCGGAGAAAGCAACUAUGAGAUGCUGGGUUUGGGUGGUGCUGUCGUCUACCACAGCUUUGUCAAGGAUGCAGGUUGUCAGUCUCCAAGGUCAAUUCUGAAAGGUUGCUGGAGCGAGGACGAGAAGGACGAGGAAGUUGAAGAGAUAGUUAUGGACAAGAUCUAGUGUUCAAUUGUUUGUGUUUAGUAGUAAUGAAUAAACAAAAUGUGACGUGGGGUUAUGUUUCUCUAUAUAUAUAGUAGGGUAAUAGUAUGUUAUGCAGUAUUUGUGUUGCUGCAUUUUAGUCUCUGCGAUUUGGAAUAAAGAGGAUCUCUG